AGGAAUGUGCGUUACAGUUAAAUAGUGGGCGCAGAGGCGGCUGCCGCGGCGCUCGGGGCCGGCGCGGAGCGGCUCGGGCGUGAGCCGGACCGGGCCAGGCCGAGCGGGGCAGCGCGGCGCGGCGAGGGAGCCUCCAUGGCGCGGCGCGGCUCCUGGGGCGGCGGCAGCAGCGGCGCGGAGCUGCUGUGACAAGGAGCUCAGCAGCUGGGACCGGUCCUUCCUCUUGCCCGCCCCACUCCCCAGCGGGGGGCUCGCGGCGGCGGCCCGGGGGCGCGGCGGCGCUCGGAGAGCCGGAGCCGUGGCGGCGGCGGCCGGGGGCAGCCGGCGUGUCACCGCCUCUAUGAUGAAAUUUAAGCCGAACCAGACGCGGACGUACGACCGGGAGGGCUACAAGAAGCGGGCGGCGUGCCUCUGCUUCCGCAGCGAGCGGGAGGACGAGGUGCUGUUGGUAAGCAGUAGCCGAUACCCAGAUCAGUGGAUUGUACCAGGUGGAGGAAUGGAACCAGAAGAGGAGCCAGGGGGAGCAGCUGUCAGGGAGGUGUAUGAAGAGGCUGGAGUAAAGGGAAAACUUGGCAGGCUGCUUGGGAUAUUUGAGCAGAACCAGGAUCGGAAGCAUAGGACAUACGUUUAUGUUCUUACUGUGACGGAAAUACUGGAAGACUGGGAGGAUUCAGUUAAUAUAGGAAGGAAAAGAGAAUGGUUUAAAGUAGAAGAUGCAAUCAAGGUCCUUCAGUGUCACAAGCCUGUUCAUGCAGAGUACUUGGAAAAACUGAAACUGAGCUGUUCACCCACUAAUGGAAACUCUGUGGUUCCCCCUCUUCCAGAUAAUAACUCCUUAUAUGUCACUUCUGCACAGACUUCUGGCUUGCCCUCUACUGUGAGAUAAACAUUUGGAUUACCUUUUUAUUCCUGUCAUCACAAGGGGAGACAUCUGUGAUCACAUGUAGGCAUCUGUAUAACCGUCAGUUCUAAGUGAAAUAUGUGAAUGUGUCAUAAUGUCAAAUUUAUUUGAACAUGGUUUUUUUUUCCUUUUUAACAAUGUAAAAUAGUAUUUCAGCAAACCAAAGCCAUAUGGAUUUUUUUUUAAUAUGCCUUAAUAGGCCAUUUUUAAAAAAGAAGAUACUUGAGUAUAUAACCUUCCAUAUCUGCUAAAGUAAAAUAUGCAUCUCAGUGGUGUUCAGCUUACUUAAGGCUUGUCAGUUUUAAUCAGUAGUUCUGCAGGAGUACUUGCUUAGAAAAAAGCUUGAGCAAAUAGUCUUCUACUAAACUAUUUGGUAUCCACAGAGGAAGUGCCGAGCUCUUAAGAUGGCAGUGUUUGGGUAGGUGGGUGUGUGUAGGGCAGAGAUGCCAAGUGUGGCUUCAGUAAAGCACUGAACCACAUGCAACCCAUGAAGUGAAAAGGACACUGAACACUGCUUGCCUUGGUUAUCCAAAAGGUUGCCUUGCCCUAUGCAAUCUUCAUGUCAUGUACAACUAGAGCAAGAACAGUAACUGUGUCUUGCAACUACCAAACUCUCCACUAUACCUUUGUUCUGCCACUUGGUCAGCUGAUGAACUGUCAGAAAACUUAAAUGAAAUGCAUUGCAGACCCCUCCUCCCCAAAUUUUUGCCUUCUACCACUUUGAUACACGUUUUUGUUCACAGUGAAAUUACACUGCAGGUUCCAAAAACUUGUUCUCCUCAAUGAGAAGCAUCUUAAGUAGUAUUCCUACAGUCUGCUGCAAUUGUAUAAAGUUUAGGGGAAAGUGAGAUUUACCCAAGGGGCACCCUUAUGUUACAGGGGUCUCUACUAGCAAGCAGAUGUUGAGGUGUCUUGCCCAGCAGGAGCUAGUAGUGAUCCCUCCUGGGCCUGGAGACAAGAGGCUGGAUACUUACACUAGUGGAAAAAUAAAACUCCUUUGUCUUAUUCCAAAGGUGUGCUGAAAGCCCCAACUUUAAGUCAGUUCUUAAAUACUUCAGUUCUACUGAUUUAACAUCAAUUGCUUUGGCUUCUUCAAUGAAAAGCUGGCCUCUUGACAAAAACUUAGUUGUAAUAAAUGAGGUUCAGCUGCCAA
Colius striatus (speckled mousebird) is the source of this 2054-nucleotide messenger RNA. RefSeq names its product nudix hydrolase 4 (gene NUDT4). The transcript is spliced from 5 exons. Gene Ontology annotation, biological process: diadenosine pentaphosphate catabolic process; diadenosine hexaphosphate catabolic process; adenosine 5'-(hexahydrogen pentaphosphate) catabolic process. Gene Ontology annotation, molecular function: bis(5'-adenosyl)-pentaphosphatase activity; endopolyphosphatase activity; diphosphoinositol-polyphosphate diphosphatase activity. The record is from RefSeq and is a predicted model, not a curated record. Gene Ontology annotation, cellular component: cytoplasm; nucleus. Lineage: Eukaryota; Metazoa; Chordata; Aves; Coliiformes; Coliidae. The coding region runs from base 341 to 886 and encodes 181 amino acids.